GAAUUCUCCUUCCACUCGGUGAGCGGAGGCCGGGCGGGCGUCACACGACGGAGGCUCCGGCCUGGCACGAGGAGAACGGAAUUCGGACAGCGCCACCAAGGAAGUUCUGGAUCGGUUCCGGCAUCGCCUGGCUCCCCGAGGGAUGGGCCGCUCUGCAGUCCGGCCGAACGCGGGGUCGGCGCUCCUCAAAGCACAGGAGGGAGGAUAAGGGGCCGUCGUUGUCGUCGAGCUGGGCCGGGCCCGGCCGAUCACCAGGAACUCCAGUGGAUGGACUCGGCCCCCCGGCGUUCUCCCACCUGGCAGUCGGGAGGCACCUCGGGGGUCGGCCUUGAGAAUGAACGGUGAUGUCCUCUAGCCCCCCGUGACGCCGCGCCCCCGUCCGUGUCUGGUCGCUCCCUCCAUGCGCCGCGGCCCGCGGGACCCCUGACCCCUUCUGCGACAGAGCCCGCCGGGGCCCCGCCGGUCAGCUAUGACCGUCCAGAAACUGGUGGCCACGGCUGUCCUGGUGGCCCUCGUCUCCCUGGUGCUCAACAACGCCGCGGCCUUCACCCCCAACUGGGUGUACCAGGCCCUGGAGGAUGGGCGCAAGCGCAGCGUGGGACUGUGGAAGAGCUGCUGGCUGGCGGAGAGGGGCCGGGCGGUCACCGGAGGAGCAGGGGCCGGGCACGGGGAGGAGCGCGAAUGCGAGGCCCUGAGCUGGGGGUCCGAGUCGGCCGGCUUCCAGGAGUCCCGCAGCACCGUCAAACUGCAGUUUGACAUGAUGCGGGCCUGUAACCUGAUCGCCACCGUGGCCCUGACGGCGGGCCAGCUCAUCUUCGUCUUGGGCCUGUUGGAUCUGCCCCUCGUUUCCCAGGAUACCCAGUGGUGGGAGGAAGCCAUCGCCGCUCUGUUCCAACUGGCUAGUUUUGUCCUCGUCAUUGGCCUGGUGACCUUCUACCGAAUCGGCCCGUACACCAACUUGUCCUGGUCUUGCUACCUGAACAUCGGGGCCUGCCUCCUGGCCACGCUGGCCGCUGCCAUCUUGAUCUGGAACAUUCUCCACCGGCGGGAGGACUGCAUGGCUCCCCGCGUCAUCGUCAUCAGCCGCACCCUGACCGCCCGCUUCCGCCGGGGCCUGGACAACGACUACGUGGAGUCCCCGUGCUGAGGGGGCCACCUUGGGAG
This is a messenger RNA of Tachyglossus aculeatus (Australian echidna), 1164 nucleotides long. It is a transcript of the gene TMEM204, whose product is annotated as transmembrane protein 204. The transcript has 4 exons. The record is from RefSeq and is a predicted model, not a curated record. Lineage: Eukaryota; Metazoa; Chordata; Mammalia; Monotremata; Tachyglossidae. The coding region runs from base 470 to 1147 and encodes 225 amino acids.